Molecule: messenger RNA, 1773 nt
Organism: Fragaria vesca subsp. vesca
Lineage: Eukaryota; Viridiplantae; Streptophyta; Magnoliopsida; Rosales; Rosaceae
Product: carotenoid cleavage dioxygenase 8, chloroplastic-like
Exons: 6
Coding region: 1-1686 (561 amino acids)
Biological process (GO): carotene catabolic process
Cellular component (GO): chloroplast
Molecular function (GO): carotenoid dioxygenase activity
Source: RefSeq, a predicted model, not a curated record
AUGGCUUCCUUAGGAUUUUCUGUAGGCAGUGGAAACUCGUGUUUGCUGCCGAGAGCAGCAGUUUCCGAUCACUCCAUUCCGAACAGUGGCAGAGAUGGAUUUAAUCCCUUAAAGAAGGGCGGUACCAGCAGGAAGCGCUUGACGUCCACAAACGUCGCAAGUCCUCCAUUGCCGGCUAUUGCAGCUCCUCAUCUGCCGCCGAGUAAGGAAAGUGAUGAUCGAAGAAGCCACGUAGCUUGGACCAGUGUGCGGCAGGAGAGAUGGGAAGGAGAGCUGCACGUACAAGGACAAAUACCACUGUGGCUGAAAGGAACGUACCUAAGAAAUGGUCCGGGACUUUGGCACAUUGAGGACUACAACUUCCGUCACCUCUUCGACGGCUACGCGAUGCUAGCCAAGCUCCACUUUGAGAACGGCCGUCUGAUCGCCGGCCACCGCCAAAUCGAAUCCGAUGCUUAUAAAGCCGCAAUGAAGAGCAAAAAGCUAUGCUACCGUGAGUUCUCAGAAGUUCCUAAACCGGAUAAUUUCCUAUCCUACAUUGGUGAGCUGGCCAACCUAUUCUCCGGUGCAUCCCUUACCGAUAAUGCCAACACCGGCGUAGUACAACUCGGUGAUGGCCGGGUGGUGUGCCUCACUGAGACCCAAAAAGGGUCCAUAGUGAUUGACCCGGACACUUUGGACACAAUAGGAAAAUUCGAGUACACUGACUCGUUGGGAGGUUUGAUCCAUUCAGCACAUCCUAUUGUGACAGAGACCGAGUUCCUGACUUUGUUGCCUGAUCUGAUCAACCCGGGUUACUUGGUGGUGAGAAUGGAGCCUGGUACGAAUGAAAGGAAGGUGAUCGGACGGGUUGACUGCAGACAAGGUCCGGCGCCGGGAUGGGUUCAUAGCUUUCCGAUGACCGAGCACUACAUAAUUGUGCCCGAAAUGCCGUUGAGGUAUUGUGCAGGAAAUUUGCUCAGGGCUGAACCAACACCAUUGUACAAGUUUGAGUGGCAUCCUGAGUCCAAGGCCUAUAUGCAUGCUAUGUGUAAAGCCAGUGGUAAAAUUGUUGCGAGUGUGGAAGUGCCAUUGUUUGUUACUUUCCAUUUCAUUAAUGCAUAUGAAGAGAAAGAUGAGGAUGGGAGGGUGACGGCACUCAUUGCAGAUUGUUGCGAGCACAACGCUGAUACCACCAUCCUUGAUAAGCUUAGGAUACAGAAUCUGCGUUCAUAUACUGGCGAAGAAGAUGUGCUACCAGAUGCUAGGGUUGGAAGGUUUAGAAUCCCAUUCGAUGGGAGUGCAUAUGGAGAACUAGAUGCAGCAUUAGACCCAAAUGAACAUGGAAAAGGGAUGGACAUGUGCAGCAUAAACCCUGCGUUUUUGGGUAAGAAGUAUAGAUAUGCCUAUGCUUGUGGAGCUGAGCGCCCUUGCAACUUCCCUAACACCCUCACAAAGAUUGAUUUGGUGGAGAAGAAAGCUAAGAAUUGGUAUGAAGAGGGCGCAGUGCCAUCCGAACCAUUCUUUGUCGCUCGACCAGGUGCAACUGAAGAAGAUGAUGGUGUGGUGAUCUCGAUGAUCAGUGAGAAAAACGGAGGUGGGUACGCAUUGGUAUUAGAUGGAACAACGUUUGAAGAGAUUGCUAGAGCCAAGUUCCCUUAUGGCCUUCCAUAUGGGCUGCAUGGAUGCUGGGUUCCAAAGAAAUGAAGUGAAUCAAGUACUUAGGGGGCAACUUCGAGAAAAUAUCCAUACAAAUGAGGCUCCUGAUGACCAGAAGCAUCAAGAUUAAAACUU